CCGUCUCGAAUCUUCUCCCCAAAUUCUCUCCUUCCUUCUCCUUCCAAAUCGUCGUCUGAGUCUCGCGUCGAUUCCGACCGAAUAAGAUGGUGGCGGCCGCGCGACUGAUUGGGCGAAUCUCGCGACAAGGCAUAGCCUCCGCGGCGGCGAGGCGGUGGCCGGAGGCGUCGGCGCUUCUUCGGGCGUCGGUGCUGGCGGCGGAGCAGGGCUCCGCCGCUUCUUGCUCUUCAAUCAAGGUCUUGCCUUUGUUGAAUCAACCAAUGCGAUACUCAACAUCAACAUUUCAGAGGUUUGGGUUUUCAUCCUCUGCUCCUCAGCAAGACGAUAAGGAGGCAAACAAGCACACGGAUGAUGGAGGUAAUAAAAGCCCUGGCUUACAAAGUGAUGCUUCAAAUGAAGCCAAUAGAACAGAAGGAGCUGAGAAAGCACCUGAAGUAGGUUCACAAGAUUCCAUGUCCCAAUCCAACAGGAGGAAGAGAGGUGCUAAACGAACUGCAUUUUCUGAUUCAGAUACAGAAGAACUUGACCUGUCAAAGGAGGACCUGGUGAAGCUAGUUCUUGAGAAAGAAGAAUUGUUGAAAUCCAAAGAUGAAGAAAUUAAAGAUAUGAAGGAUAAAGUUUUACGCAGCUAUGCGGAGAUGGAGAAUGUCAUAGCAAGAACAAAACGUGAAUCUGAGAAUUCUAAGAAAUAUGCUGUACAGGGUUUCUCAAAGAGCUUGUUAGAUGUUGCAGACAAUUUGUCUCGGGCGUCAUUUGUUGUCAAGGAAAGUUUCUCAAAGAUUGAUACCUCUAGUGAUUCAAGUGAAGCUGUGCCACUACUGAAAACCCUGCUAGAAGGUGUUGAGAUGACUGAGAAGCAACUUGGGGAGGUCUUCAAGAAGUUUGGAGUGGAAAAGUUUGAUCCUCUAAAUGAGAACUUUGAUCCAAAUAGGCACUAUGCACUUUUCCAAAUUCCUGAUCCUUCAAAACCGUCAGGAACUGUGGCUGCUGUUGUCAAGGUGGGAUACAUGUUACAUGAUCGUGUACUCCGUCCUGCUGAAGUUGGUGUCACUGAAGGUGGUCCAACCGAGGAAAUUACAGAAGAGAAGUCUAGCAAGUCGGAUUAAAUUCGAUCUCAGAUCAUCUGCCUUCGGGCACGAGUGUGAUUGCUCUGAACAUAAAAAGGGAGACACAGUGGUGCACCAACCGGUGGACGAAACAGCGGUGCAUCCACCUAUGGACAAGUUUUCUUUUUAGGCUCGACAGCAGAUCCCUUUCAUGGAUGCUUGUUAUACUCAUAUCAUUUUUGUUGUGAUGAGCAUGCGAUACUUGCCUAGGUCUAGAUCUGCCACCUUUUGUUUUUUAUCCGACCAGAAGUGAUUUCUGGGCUAAUUUUUUGUUUGUCAAACUCGUUAUCACGGAUAUGCUAUUUGACCUCUAAUCUUAUCUGAAGUUCGAACCACGAUA
Molecule: messenger RNA, 1446 nt
Organism: Brachypodium distachyon (stiff brome)
Lineage: Eukaryota; Viridiplantae; Streptophyta; Magnoliopsida; Poales; Poaceae
Product: grpE protein homolog 2, mitochondrial
Exons: 5
Coding region: 87-1106 (339 amino acids)
Biological process (GO): protein import into mitochondrial matrix; protein folding
Cellular component (GO): PAM complex, Tim23 associated import motor
Molecular function (GO): protein homodimerization activity; adenyl-nucleotide exchange factor activity; protein-folding chaperone binding
Source: RefSeq, a predicted model, not a curated record